Molecule: messenger RNA, 4490 nt
Organism: Xenopus laevis (African clawed frog)
Lineage: Eukaryota; Metazoa; Chordata; Amphibia; Anura; Pipidae
Gene: cyp26c1.S
Product: cytochrome P450 family 26 subfamily C member 1 S homeolog
Exons: 7
Coding region: 166-1974 (602 amino acids)
Biological process (GO): sterol metabolic process
Molecular function (GO): oxidoreductase activity, acting on paired donors, with incorporation or reduction of molecular oxygen; heme binding; iron ion binding
Source: RefSeq, a predicted model, not a curated record
GUCAUGGGUGAAGGUGGAACGUAUAUGAAGGCAAUAUGUAUAUAAAUGCGCUGCUAGCGCACAGCACCAGAUAUAGCAUUUGCCUGAUCAUGUGGGACUUUCACUGAACAACUCUCUGAGACCACUGUUUGUAUAAAGGACUGUAGUGAGACCACUGGCUACAAGAUGUUCCUCCUUGAGAUCAGUUACACGUCCUUCUUUGAAGCUACUCUGACCUCAGUCCUAUCAUUGGUUCUGCUGUUGGCUGCUUCUCACCAGCUCUGGUCCUUGAGAUGGCACAGUACCAGAGACAGAGGGAGCACUUUACCCCUCCCCAAGGGUUCCAUGGGGUGGCCAUUCUUUGGAGAAACUCUGCAUUGGCUUGUGCAGGGUUCUAGCUUCCACAGUUCCAGGAGAGAGAAGUAUGGCAACGUAUUUAAAACCCACCUGCUGGGGAAGCCGGUUAUUCGAGUGACAGGGGCAGAGAACAUUCGCAAGAUCUUAUUGGGAGAACACAGCCUUGUCAGCACCCAGUGGCCGCAGAGCACCCAAAUGAUUUUGGGUUCCAAUACGCUUUCCAACUCUAUUGGGGAGCUCCAUCGACAAAAGCGGAAGGUGAUGAGCAAGGUGCUGAGCAGCGCAGCGCUUGAGUGCUACUUCCCUCGGAUCCAAGAAGCGGUGCGCUGGGAGGUGCGUGGCUGGUGUCGGGGUGUCGGCCCGGUGUCGAUGUUCGCCUGUGCCAAAGCCCUGACUUUCCGUAUCGCCUCCCGCAUCCUAUUGGGUCUCAGCCUCACGGACUCGCAGUUUCACGAACUGGCCAGGACCUUCGAGCAGCUGGUGGAGAACCUCUUCAGCCUCCCAUUGGACAUCCCAUUCAGCGGCCUCCGAAAGGGCAUAAAGGCACGUGAUACCCUCCACCAGUACAUGGAAGAAGCCAUAAAAGAAAAAUUAACAAGAAGAGACCCAGAUGCCUGUGAGGAUGCCCUGGAUUAUCUAAUAAACAGCGGCAAGGAAGGUGGCAAGGAAAUCAAUAUGCAGGAGUUAAAGGAAUCUGCCAUAGAACUUUUAUUUGCAGCUUUCUUGACAACUGCGAGUGCCAGCACCUCCCUGGUACUGCUCUUACUGAAGCACCCUUCUGCCAUCCUUAAAAUGCGUCAGGAGCUGGCAUCGCAUGGGUUCAGUAAACAAUGUCAGUGUCUUCCUGAUAUGGAAAACCCAAAUAACAACAUCCUGCAGGAUAACGGGCAUCGGUGUCUGACAGCUGGUUGCCAGUUGCCUCUUCUGAUGGGCACUGAAGGGCAUCUGAAGACCCAAGGGGAACAGACUGAACAACUCACUGAUAAAACUGACCCACAGAACUCCUUAUCCAGUAAGAAUCCCCUUAAAGGAAAAAAUAGAAUCCAGGAGGCACCCUGCAGCCACGAUAAGUCCACUUGCACCCCAGUUCCAGGAAAGCUGCAAAGUCCAGUGAGUGAAGGAACCAGCCAGCAAAACUCCAACUUAGAGAAGAUCAAGAGCCUCCAUUACCUGGAGUGUGUGGUGAAAGAGGUUCUGCGCUUGCUUCCCCCGGUGUCUGGAGGCUACAGAACAGCCCUUCAGACCUUUGAGCUGGAUGGUUACCAGAUCCCCAAAGGCUGGAGCGUUAUGUACAGCAUUAGGGACACCCACGAAACAGCCGCAGUGUAUCAGAACGCAGAAAUGUUUGACCCAGAGAGGUUCAGCAGUGAGAGAGACGAGGGGAAACUGGGCAAAUUCAACUACAUCCCUUUCGGUGGAGGCGUCAGGAGCUGUAUUGGGAAAGAACUGGCAAAAGUCAUUCUCAAAAUCCUGGCCAUGGAGCUGGUAACUACUGCCAAGUGGGAGCUGGCAACACCAAGCUUCCCCAAAAUGCAGACGGUGCCAGUAGUGCACCCAGUGGAUGGACUCCAGCUUUCCUUCAGUUUCCUAAGCUCAAGCGAUCGCGACAGAGCAGCAAGAAAUGGGUCACUUGCCUGAACUUAUUAACACUUAAAUUAUUUUAUCUUUAGUUUCCACGCGGGUUUCUUUUCGGUGUGUAAUGUUCGGUACUGGAACAAAUAAAUAGGAACAAGAGGAAUAAAGACUAUUUAUAAUGUAAUAUUUAUAUGCCUCUUGGCAGAAGAGUAUAGGGUAAUACUAAGCGAUAGGAAUAAAGGCAGCAAUUUUAUUCAUGUGCAUGGUUUUGCAAUUAAUUGUGCAAGAUUUUCUGAAUGAUGCUUGGGGCAUGAGUUUGCAACCCCGGGCCCUGCUGCAAAACAUAUUCACGGGCACCGCCACCCUAUAUGGGACCUUAGCAGACUCCCUGCACUCUAGGCCCUCCUGCAGUCAAGUGUUCAGAGUCCCUCUAGUUAUGCUACUGGAUUCUACUGUUCUAUCCAGAGUGCCAGGAAAUCUCAUCAACAUCUUUGUUCUGCCGUUCUAUACGUUGGCACAUCAGCAGCUAGUGUAACGGCCUUAGCAACCACACAUUAGUUAGAAUAACAGACUGGAAGACAAAUUGAAAGAGGUCUAAAAAGGAACAUAAAUAAUAAUAAGCAAUAAACAUUUUUAUUGCUUUAACCCCCCUUAUGUGAAAUCUGACUCUCUUUAGUGCCUUCUGCACCCAAGCAGUCCUGUGACCAAUCCCAAAAACAUUGGCUUAUGAGCAGAAUAUGGCAUUUUGCACUAUGGUGAUAUGUUUAUGGGGACAUUUAGCAAAUAGUACUGAAUUAUGAAAAUAAAAUUAAUGUUUUAACCCUUUCUCCAAUACAUCCCUACAAUAUGCUUAUUGAGAACUUUAUAUAUAUAGAGAGAGAUGUCAAGUUCCUUUGUGGCACCACAAUAUGCAGCUCUCCAGUAAACUAUAACUCGCAGCAUUCCCCAACAGCCAAAGGUGGUGACUGCAGAUUGGACAGCCCUGAUACACUAUCUUACUUUAAAAAAACACAUUGUUCCUUAGCUGCAGCCAUCUCCAGAUUACUUUCUUUCUAUGUUUGCUUUGUGGGGCCCCUGCUUGCGAGUGCACAAUACUUGUGCUGUACUUCAUAUUGCAUGGAAUUUUGCAUUGAUAUUGCAUUGCUAUCACUGGGUGGUUUGCAUGCCAAAGCAAACUCUUGCUCCCACUCCAUAUUGUGGCCCCUCAUAUUCUUGGCCUUCUUAUGGGAGUAAAGAGAAAGAUUUGUUGAUAAAGACAAAGUAUGUUUUUACUAGGGAUGCACCAAAUCCACUAUUCUAGAUUCGGACGAACGCCCGAAUCCUUCGAAAAAGAUUCAGCCGAAUACCGAACCGAAUCCUAACUUGCAUAGGCAAAUUAGGGUUGGGAAGGGGAAAACAUUUUUUAAUACCUUGUUUUGUGACAAAAAAUCAUGCAAGUUCCAUCCCCAUAUGCAAAUUAGGAUUAGGUUGGGCCUGGGCAGAAGGAUUCGGACGAAUCCUGAACCAAAUCCUGGAUUUAGUGCAUCCCUAAUUUUUACAAAACAUUCUGUACAUAUAAUGUGAAUAUUCAUACCUUAAUUCUUUUAUAAUGAAAUCUAGUCACCCUUUUUUGGCAUACAGCAUGCACUACAAUAUAGACCAGGCCUUAUACAGUUAUUGCAGGAAAUAACGUAACCCUGUACUGGGAAAUAUGACAAUAUUAUAAGUCAGUAAGGAGAGCCAUAACCGCCAAUAUAUCAGGAAUAAAUAUAAAAGCACAAGGAGUAUCAUUAAGCACUAAUUAUACAUAUAUUUGUCCUUUUGUAUGACUGACUGGAGGUAGAGACAGAAGAAAGGUUAAUCUGAAAGAAAAAUAUUUUUAAGUGGAUUUUGCUACAUAGUUACGGUACAUCUCAUCCUGUCUAACUGUUGAACAAAGAAUAACACUGUUUCCAUGUUACUUGCCCUAUGUUUAGUUUUAAAAUAUCCAGUGUUGAUCUACAACUAUUGGUUUAGAGAUGCACAUUCCAUUAAAGGAACAUUAACACCAAAAAAUGAAAAUGUUUUAAAGUAAUGAAUACAUCCUGAGCCUGAGCCUUUCCUCCUUUGAAUGGCUGCCCCCAUUGCGGCACAUCAGCUUAUUUAUAUAAACAUAGGUAGAGUUACAGUGCAGGGCAACAAAAUAUUUUUAUUACUUUAUAACACUCAUUUUUUUGAUGUUACUGCUCUUUUGAAGAAAUGCAAAGUGGCUUGUGCCUAUGAAACCCUGCAUAUUCCAGUGCAUUUGGUAUCCAUGUGCAUUUUGCUUUUGAAUGAUGACUUUACCUUCGUUGCCUGCCGAAUGCUGCAAAUCUGCAAUUUAGUAUGAUAAAUCUCAGCUAUUAAGCACUGGGUAUAAUGGCCGCUGUGUAUAUAAUGAAGUCUGGGGCAGUCCUGCUGCUAGUUUAAUUCCUUUUAACAGUCAUUUUUACAAUAAACCAGUUCUUCUCUUCUAUCUGAAGUCAAAGCCAUUAAACAUUAUUUGCAGCCACCAGAAAGACUCAAAUCUGCAUUAUCCUUUUUUUUUAUGUUAAAAACAAUAAAUUAAAAAUAGAAACCAA